This is a messenger RNA of Microplitis mediator, 1058 nucleotides long. RefSeq lists its product as uncharacterized. Lineage: Eukaryota; Metazoa; Arthropoda; Insecta; Hymenoptera; Braconidae. Bases 79 to 912 code for a protein of 277 amino acids. The record is from RefSeq and is a predicted model, not a curated record. The transcript is spliced from 5 exons.
AAACAGUCGAUUAUUGGCAUUAAAGUUUACCAACGAAUACAACUUUGUAAAAGUAUUUAGAACAUAAAUAAACAAAAUAUGAUGAAGAAAUUACUAAUAUUUAUAACAUUUUAUUUAAUGGAAUGCAUUGAUUGCUGUGCCAUAUUGACUGAUCGGCCGUUAACUGAAGAAUUGAAGAAGAACUUGAAGUCACCAUGGCUGGUGCUUAUUAUUGACGAAACUAUAACUUCACCAAUUGGCAUCAGUUAUGGCGCUAUUAUAAAAGAAAACAUUGUCUUAACCUCAGCAAAAGCAGUAUUUGAUCACGAUGUUGAAAAUUUAUUGGCUGUGACUGAUUGCAUGAUAACUGAGUUGCAUAAAAAAGUAAAUUCUGAUUUAUGUGUGUCGAGAAAAUCCGUGGGAAUUUAUCCGAAUCAUCUUUAUAAAGAAGACAUCAGAGAUCUUGAUUCAGUCUUAUUAUAUUUGAAUGAACCUUUUGAACUGACCUAUAGAAUAAAUACAAUUCCAAUGAUAAAUGAUGAUAAUAUUGAUGAUAUUGAUAAAAAUAAUUGUUUCGUUUAUCACUGGAUAGUUGAAUAUGAUGGCGUUAAUAGGGUACCUAUCACAGUUCAAUAUCAAUUGGUGCCUGAUGAAGGAGGAUUCAAAAUAGACGAAAAUGAAGAAAGAAAAUUAAUCGGUGAUGGAGAUUGUUUUCUCGAUCCAUGUCCAAAUUUUUUGACCAUUGGGAACUAUUCAGCGUACGAUGUCAGUUUUUUGGGAAGUCCAAUUGCAUGUCCACUGAAAAAUGAUCCAAGUCAACAUAUACAAUCUGGCAUCGCGACAAUUGUCUACCGAGUAUAUCACUCACUAAAUGAAAACGAAUCAAACAAAUAUAAAGUAUUAGAAGGAAGUUUAUAUGAUUUAUCUCCUUAACGAAAAUCAAUUGAUAUUUAUUAAUUGUUAUUAAAUCGAUACGGUGUAUAAAUACUGUCAAAAAAUGUUAUGUUUCUCCCGAAAUGUAUAAAAUUUUUUUUCUAUGUACAGGAAUUUAUUCGUAAUAUAAAAAAUAUACUAGUUAA